This is a messenger RNA of Cyanistes caeruleus (blue tit), 1749 nucleotides long. RefSeq names its product vasoactive intestinal polypeptide receptor 1-like. Gene Ontology annotation, biological process: adenylate cyclase-modulating G protein-coupled receptor signaling pathway; cell surface receptor signaling pathway. NCBI's taxonomy places the organism in Eukaryota, Metazoa, Chordata, Aves, Passeriformes, Paridae. Gene Ontology annotation, molecular function: vasoactive intestinal polypeptide receptor activity; G protein-coupled peptide receptor activity; peptide hormone binding. The record is from RefSeq and is a predicted model, not a curated record. Gene Ontology annotation, cellular component: plasma membrane.
GCAGGCAGAGGCAGCGGCAGGAGCCGGCGCUGCUGCGGAGGAUGCGAACUUUGCGCUGGCUGCUGCUCCCGCUGGUUACAGGAAUCCAUCCAGAAUGCAAAAUAUUCCAGCAGGUGGUCAAAGAGGAGGCUCUCUGCUUGGAACACAACGAAUCUGCCUCACCUGAUCUUAAAGGAUGUGCCAGAGAUUGGGAUGGUUUAACCUGCUGGCCCAGAGCCACUUUUGGGGAAGUGGUUAAAGUUCCCUGCCCACGAUUUUUUGAAGAAUUUACCAGUACCCACGGUUUCCUUCAGAGGAACUGCUCACAGGAGGAAUAUUGGUCAGAGCCUUUCCCACCAUACACCAUUGCCUGUGGGUUUGAUGAAGGUUCCAGUAAAGGACCUGAGGAUCAGAAAUCCUAUUAUUCUGCAUUUUGGCGUAUCUACACCGCUGGCUAUGCAGCAUCCGUGACGUCUCUUGUUACAGCUCUAAUUGUCUUUGCUGCCUUCAGAAAAUUCCACUGCACACGGAAUUACAUCCACAUGCACCUGUUUGUCUCCUUCAUCUUGAGGGCAGUGGCUGUUUUCACCAAAGAUGCUGUUUUGUUUGCAGAUGAAACUAUGGACCACUGCCUCAUGUCAACGGUUGCUUGUAAGGCUGCUGUGGCCUUCUUCCAAUUCAGUAUUUUAGCCAAUUUCUUCUGGCUUCUCAUCGAAGGGAUCUACCUGCAGACCCUGCUGCUGCUGACCUUUGUUUCCAACAAGAAGUUCGUGUGGUGGUUCAUAUUUACUGGCUGGGGAGCUCCCACUGCUGUGAUGUUUGCUUGGGUCCUCACACGAAUCCAUCAACAGAACACUGGCUGUUGGGAUGAUGAUGAAAAUGGAGUGGUGUUAUGGAUCAUCAAAGGCCCCAUCCUGCUGACUGUAUUAAUUAACUUUAUUAUAUUCAUUAAUGUGAUCAGGAUUCUAGUCCAUAAAUUGAAAUCCCAAGAGGGAGGAGGGAGCCAUUCAAGCCACUUUGUGAGACUUGCAAAAUCCACGUUACUUCUGAUCCCCCUCUUUGGGGUGCACUACAUCGUGUUUGCGUUUUUCCCAGAGAGCACUGGUCUGGAAGCUCGGCUUUAUAUCGAGCUGGGCCUGGGCUCGUUUCAGGGUUUUGUUGUUGCUCUCCUAUAUUGCUUCUCAAAUGCAGAGGUUCAAACUGAGCUGAAGAAACAACUGUGCAAGUGGCAGCACCAGGAGUACCUGACCUUCACCCACAAGCACGGGGCUUUGUCCAGAGAAACCAGCCCCGUCAACUACGUCACCCAGCUAUCCCUGCUGGACAAAAUCAGCCCCAAAAGGAGAAGCUCUGUGCCCCAGGAUGGUGUCACCACUGUCUGAGAGGCCACAGAAGGACCAGCUGCUGUCCCACUGCAAUGUCCCACCUGAGGUGGCCACCUGGAUCCUUGGUGGCUUUCCAAAGGAGCCUCCUGCAAAUUCCUUAUCCUGAACAGCAGCUGCUCUCCUCACCUGGUACAGAUCUGCAUCACAACACUGGUUCUCUCUCUCCUGAAGCAUAAAACACCCUUGUUUUUUUGUGAAAAGACAGACUUUGAGUUAAAGUGAAUCAACAGGUUAGCAAACAAUAAAAACAACCCUUCAUUAGCUCCUUCCAGGCCCAACAUGUUUGUCAUAUCUUUGUUAGCAUUUCCCAAAAUUUCCAGUUUCCAAGCCCACGAUUCCUAACCAUCGUUUGAAAGGGUUAUUUGCUGGCCAAGCUUUGCCAUAA